GUGCGCGGCGCGGCCCCAGUCCGCGCUGCAGCCGCCGCGGGGGCGCCACUACCAUGAGCGGCCGCGGCCGCCCCUGCGCGACUCACGGGCACCGGGCGCAGCAGCCGCCGCCGGCCCCCCCCCGCCGCUGCUGCCGCCGCCGCUGCAGCCGCUGCCGCGCACCCCCGGCCCCCGAGCCCGGCGCUGCAGGAUGCCGGGGGGCAAGAGAGGGCUGGUGGCACCGCAGAACACCUUCCUGGAGAACAUCGUCCGGCGCUCCAGCGACACUAAUUUUUUUGUUGGAAAUGCCCAGAUUGUGGACUGGCCUGUAGUUUAUAGUAAUGACGGUUUUUGUAAACUCUCUGGAUAUCAUCGCGCUGACGUCAUGCAGAAAAGUAGCACUUGCAGUUUUAUGUAUGGUGAACUGACAGACAAGAAGACCAUUGAAAAAGUCAGACAGACUUUCGACAACUACGAGUCAAAUUGCUUUGAAAUUCUCCUCUACAAGAAAAACAGAACCCCAGUUUGGUUCUACAUGCAAAUUGCUCCUAUAAGAAAUGAGCAUGAAAAAGUGGUUUUGUUCCUGUGCACUUUUAAGGAUAUCACUUUGUUCAAGCAACCAAUUGAAGAUGAUUCAACAAAAGGUUGGACGAAGUUUGCGCGGCUGACACGGGCCCUGACGAACAGCCGGAGCGUCCUGCAGCAGCUGACGCCGAUGAACAAAGCCGAGGUGGUGCACAAACACUCCCGCCUGGCCGAGGUUCUCCAGCUGGGUUCUGAUAUUCUUCCUCAGUACAAGCAAGAAGCUCCAAAGACUCCACCACACAUUAUACUACAUUAUUGUGCUUUUAAGACCACUUGGGACUGGGUCAUCUUAAUUCUAACCUUCUACACAGCAAUUAUGGUUCCAUAUAAUGUCUCCUUCAAGACGAAACAGAACAACAUUGCCUGGCUUGUGCUGGACAGUGUCGUGGACGUUAUUUUUCUCGUUGACAUUGUUUUGAACUUUCAUACAACCUUUGUUGGCCCUGGUGGAGAGGUUAUAUCUGAUCCCAAACUCAUAAGGAUGAACUACCUGAAAACGUGGUUUGUGAUUGAUCUUCUGUCCUGUUUACCGUAUGACAUCAUCAAUGCCUUUGAGAAUGUGGAUGAGGGGAUCAGUAGCCUCUUCAGUUCCUUAAAAGUGGUGCGUCUUCUCCGACUUGGUCGAGUUGCCAGGAAGUUGGACCAUUAUCUGGAAUAUGGUGCUGCUGUACUGGUACUGUUGGUGUGUGUGUUUGGACUGGUGGCCCAUUGGCUAGCCUGCAUAUGGUACAGCAUUGGGGACUAUGAAGUUAUAGAUGAAGUCACUAAUACAAUCAAAACAGACAGCUGGCUCUACCAGUUGGCACUGAGUAUCGGGACACCAUAUCGAUACAACACCACUGGCUCAGGGCAGUGGGAAGGAGGACCCAGUAAAGACUCCUUGUACAUAUCCUCUCUCUACUUUACCAUGACAAGCCUUACAACGAUAGGAUUUGGAAACAUAGCACCAACCACUGAUGGAGAGAAGAUUUUUUCGGUGGCCAUGAUGAUGGUUGGCUCUCUUCUUUAUGCAACUAUUUUUGGAAAUGUCACAACCAUUUUCCAGCAGAUGUAUGCCAACACCAACCGAUACCAUGAGAUGCUGAACAAUGUGAGAGAUUUCCUGAAAUUAUAUCAAGUCCCAAAAGGCCUUAGUGAAAGAGUCAUGGAUUAUAUUGUCUCAACCUGGUCCAUGUCUAAAGGAAUUGACACAGAGAAGGUUCUCUCAAUUUGCCCAAAGGACAUGAGAGCAGAUAUUUGCGUGCACCUAAACCGGAAAGUUUUUAAUGAGCACCCUGCCUUCCGGCUGGCCAGCGACGGCUGCCUGCGAGCCCUGGCUGUGGAGUUUCAGACGAUCCAUUGUGCCCCGGGGGACCUCAUCUAUCAUGCUGGGGAAAGCGUUGAUGCGCUUUGCUUUGUGGUCUCAGGAUCCCUAGAAGUCAUCCAGGACGACGAGGUGGUGGCUAUUUUAGGUAAAGGCGAUGUGUUUGGCGAUAUCUUCUGGAAGGAAACCAGUCUGGCCCAUGCGUGUGCCAAUGUGCGGGCUCUGACAUACUGCGAUUUACAUAUUAUUAAACGAGAAGCCUUGCUUAAAGUGUUGGACUUUUAUACUGCUUUUGCAAACUCAUUCUCGAGGAACCUCACACUCACCUGCAAUUUGAGGAAGCGGAUCAUCUUCCGGAAAAUCAGCGAUGUCAAGAAGGAGGAAGAGGAGCGCCUGCGCCAGAAGAACGAGGUGACGCUGAGCAUCCCUGUGGACCACCCCGUGCGGAAACUCUUCCAGAAAUUCAAACAGCAAAAGGAGAUGCGUAAUCAAGGCUCAACCCACAUCGAUCCAGAAAGGAACCAGCUUCAAGUGGAAAGCCGGAGCGUGCAGAACGGGGCCUCCAUCACAGGCACCAGUGUGGUCACUGUGUCUCAGAUCACCCCCAUCCAGACAUCCCUGGCUUAUGUGAAAACCAGCGAGGCUGUGAAGCAGAACAACAGGGAUGCGAUGGAGCUCAAGCCCAAUGGAAAUGGAGACCAGAAAUGUCUCAAAGUGAACAGCCCCAUGCGGAUGAAAAACGGGAACGGGAAAGGGUGGCUUCGACUGAAGAACACGAUGGGGACCCAUGAGGAGAAGAAGGAAGACUGGAACAACGUCACAAAGGCUGAGUCGAUGGGGCUGCUCUCGGAGGACCCCAAGUGCAACGACUCGGAGAACGGUGUAAAUAAAAACCCACUGAGGAAAACAGACUCUUGUGACAGUGGAAUAACAAAAAGUGACCUUCGCUUGGAUAAAGCCGGUGAGACUCGCAGCCCCCUGGAGCACAGCCCCAUUCAGGCUGAUGCUAGGCAUCCUUUCUACCCUAUUCCUGAGCAGGCCUUACAAACCACGCUGCAGGAAGUCAAGCACGAACUCAAAGAAGAUAUCCAGCUGCUAAGCAGCAGGAUGGCUGCCCUUGAGAAGCAGGUGGCAGAAAUUUUAAAAAUAUUGUCUGAAAAGAACGUACCCCAGGUCUCUUCCCCCACGUCUCAUUUAUCACCCCAGCGGCCCCCCCAGAUACCCUGCCAGGAUAUUUUUAGCGUUUCAAGGCCUGCAUCACCUGAAUCAGAAAAAGAUGAAAUCCACUUUUAGCAUAUACCUAUGUGUAUAUAUGUAUACAGUAUAUAUGCAGAGGUGUAUAUAUACCUUUAUACAUAUAUAUGUGUGUGUAUAAGGUAAAUAUAUAUACAUAUAUAUUUUCACUUGCAUCCAAUAUGACUUGAACACACCAAGGAUUUUGAUAUGUAAAUAUUUGCAUGUCCAGCUGGAUUCUGGCCUGCCAAAGAAAACAAUUAUUAACAUAGAUAUUGCUUGUAUAAUAUGCAGUUGACUGCAUGCACACUUUACAUUUAUUUAUAAUCUCUAUUAUGUAAUAAAAGAAUGACUUUUGUUUAACAAAGGCAAUGUACUAUUUAAAGAAUCAGGGUCUAACCUGCCAAUAUUGCCAUGACAGUUUUGAUCUCAGGCUGGGUGAAUUGAGCUUUUACUUCCUCACUGUCUUUUCUGCCGAGUUAGACAGUAGGUUAACACGACGUGGCCAACACGUUCAGACUCCAAGUAGUACUGUUUCCUUGUAUCAUUCCAUUACAAUAUACUGUAUAUUUGGUGAUAAAUUCCCCCACUCCUCUUGAAGGGAGGGCUCAGCUCAGUCGCCAGGGAAGGGCACCGUGUCGGGUGCUGGGGUAGAUCACUGGAAUUGAUUCGUGUGGGUGUUGUGCAUGCACAGCCUUUUAUUUCGAGUAUCCUCCUGCUCUUUUAACAUCAUAAGUAACACAUAGUAGCAGUGAUUUAUGUAAGGAAAUGAAACAAACAGAACAUCUCUCAGCUGCAUGUGCUGUGUAUUUGGGGGUAAUGCCUUUCUUGAAAGCCUCCUUUUUACGGAUGACAUUUUUACUGAACUGUUAGCGUGACAUUAUGCAGAAUCUCUUUGCAGCACUUAGCGACAGUGUCCGCUUCUGUCAGUAUCUUCAUUAGGAUGUCCCGUUUUUUGCAGAGCUGAGGUUGCUCUCUGGCUGUCCCCCCCCGUUGCCCCUGGCAGAAAAACUUUGCACAAGAUCUGAGCAAGGGAGAGAGCAAUUGUGCUUCAGUUCCUCAGGAGCCAUGUGAGCAGAUUUGGAAGCCUGAAGUUAAAAGGCUGCAGUUAAUCCCCCUCCACUCUUUUCUGAGGCUGUUUAUCAGUCUGAAACUACCUUUGAGAAAGAGAAAAUUACCAGUCAGGAUGUGAAGUUGGUGAUGGUGAAUUUCCCUUUAGCCUGAGGCAUUCGACGGUGAUGUUUGGGUGGGAGAGUGUUUUGUGGAGAUGAAGUCCUUCCUCGGGUGCUGCCUGCUGCUCUUGCCAUAGCAUUUGAAGGUUUUAGUGGCUGGGGUGUUGUGAUCCAAGUGCCAGCUUGCAGUGCCCACACAGCCAGUUGUUGGGCACAUGAGGUCUGUGUCGGGUGCUCUGGUCCUCUUCUUGGCUGGCUCCCAUCAGCAUCUCCCCCUCCUGAACCAUGCUCCUAUUUCCACCAGCUAGGCUGGUGCAUCACCCCUCACGAUGGCUGUGCAAGGCUGCAGCAAGACGGGCUUUUGCAUAGGCCCCUGAUUCUUCUGCUCUUGGAAGCUGAGAUUUUGGACUCUGCCUGGGCCUGCACUUGAGUGUGGUGGGUUAUUUACUUCUCCAUUUGCAGUGAGUGAGAAUCCAGGCACACAUUUCUCAUGGCAGAAAUGGCCAUUGUGGCUUCAGAGUCAAUGCUGGUACAGCUGGAGGCUGGCACAGCAGAGUUCAAUGGCUCCUACAGAGAAGGAUAUCCCCACCACACUUCAGUGGCCUCUGGCAUCAAGGUCCCAUGUCUUCAAAAGUGCCUCGAGUAAAACAUAUUUGUACAACAAGGCAUUGCUAUCAAUCAGGUAAACAGAACAGAUGUUUAUAAUUAGUGGGCAUCUUUACCAGACAUCAAUGCCAGACAUUUCACUUCAUAUUAGUAAACUAAGCUACACUAAAAAAAUUCCUGAGAAACCAAAAAGUAAAAAAUAAAAAUCAAACAA
Messenger RNA from Anas platyrhynchos (mallard), 5092 nucleotides. The record is from RefSeq and is a predicted model, not a curated record. NCBI's taxonomy places the organism in Eukaryota, Metazoa, Chordata, Aves, Anseriformes, Anatidae.